AUGGUUCUCGGGCACGGACACAGGCGACAUUCUCUUACAAGCACCCGGUCCUCGACCGACUCGCUGAGACACGAUGAAGUCACCAAAGAAGACGAGACUGUGGUCGAUGCGGAUCAGGGCAACGUUCUAUCGCACAUAAUCUCACAGCUGCGACCCGGCGCAGAUCUCAGCCGAGUAACACUUCCUACAUUCAUUCUGGAGCCUCGAUCAAUGUUGGAGAGGAUAACCAACUUCAUGGCUCACCCGGAUACACUACUCCCUAUGACCAAGAUCGAGGACCCCGUGCAGAGAUUCGUAGCCGUCGUGAGAUUCUACUUGAGCGGCUGGCACAUCAAACCUCCGGGCGUGAAGAAACCACUCAAUCCAAUCCUGGGCGAGAUAUUCACCUGUUACUGGGACUACCCCGACCACACCCGGGGAUACUACAUCGCCGAACAAACCUCCCAUCAUCCUCCAAAGUCGAGUUAUUUCUUCAUGGCGCCUGACCAUCACAUCCGAAUUGACGGCACGCUUAAGCCGAGGAGCAAGUUUCUGGGAAAUUCCGCAGCGAGCAUGAUGGAAGGCAUAGCAGUCAUGAGGUUUUUGAACACAGGAGAGCGAUUUUUCGUCACACAGCCCAAUAUGUACGCGCGCGGCAUUCUGUUCGGAAAGAUGAAGUACGAGCUCGGCGAUCACAGCUAUGUUCGCUGCCCGGAAUCCGGUCUGGUCGCGGACAUCGAGUUCAAAGUAAAGGGUUACUUUGGAGGCACAUACAAUGCGAUCGGAGGCUACAUCAAAGACUCCAGGACGGACAAGGCUCUCUUUGAGUUAUCGGGACUUUGGAAUGAGGAGAUGUACAUCAAAGAUCUCACGACCGGCAAGAAGGAGCUGCUAUUUGAUGCCACGCAUGCGAAAGAACAGGUACCCACUGCACGACCAUUAGAGGAGCAGGACGAGCGCGAGUCGCAGCGACUUUGGGCAAAGGUCACUCAGGCAAUCAAAGACAAAGACCAGGACACAGCAACGGAUGAGAAAACUCGCAUUGAAGACAUGCAACGCAGUGAAGCUGCUAAGCGGAUGAAUGAUGGUAUCGACUGGCACCCUCAAUUAUUCCGACGAGUACAGGGGGGCCAUGGGAAUUCGGAGGAGGGCGAGGAGGACUUGGAUUGGAUCAUCAACGCUAAAGUUGAUGGAAAGACACCCGAAGAGCAGGUGAAGCAAAUUCUUCAGAUUUCUGCCAUCUUGCCAGGACAAACGCCACGUCGGCAAUUCAAUAUCCCAACGCGUACCAACAGCCUCGAACGUGUCCCAACGAGAACACAGGUCAACCCAGAGAACCCCAAGCAGGAUACACCCACGCACAAUGACCUGAUCGAUCUGAGCGAGCCAGCAGUUGCUCCACCCGCCGCAAAGAAGGAAGCGACCCAGCAAAACCUGAUUGACUUUGAUGACGAACCAGUCUCACAGCAAGCGAAGAACGAACCACCGUCGGCGGCGUUGCAGUCCCUCUCGAUAUCGCAAUCCGACUCGCACAAUAAGCACACCACGAAUCACCCCUCAUCAGAAACCCAACAACAAGUGAAUCCGCCCUCGAAGCUACUACACUCCACGCCCGGAGAACCACCAAAGGGACCUGGAAGCACGCAAAGGACAAAUUCGGAGACUCACGAGCCGGAAGAGUUCCAUGACGCUUUGUCAUAGGCCUGUACGGCCUUGAAUCAUCUAGGAAUCGCAGUUUUCAAAUUCUCUUUCAACCUUUGGACUUGACGAUGAUUCCCAUUGCCUUUCUUUUGUCGAGUUCUUUCGCAUAGGGCAUCUCCUUCUCUCUCCUUUAGUCUUGAGUGCCGUUAUA
Molecule: messenger RNA, 1831 nt
Organism: Aaosphaeria arxii CBS 175.79
Lineage: Eukaryota; Fungi; Ascomycota; Dothideomycetes; Pleosporales
Exons: 8
Coding region: 1-1680 (559 amino acids)
Cellular component (GO): cytosol; membrane; cortical endoplasmic reticulum
Molecular function (GO): sterol binding
Source: RefSeq, a predicted model, not a curated record